Tribolium madens (black flour beetle) is the source of this 3903-nucleotide messenger RNA. Its product is annotated as sodium-dependent neutral amino acid transporter B(0)AT3. Lineage: Eukaryota; Metazoa; Arthropoda; Insecta; Coleoptera; Tenebrionidae. Gene Ontology annotation, biological process: sodium ion transmembrane transport. Bases 497 to 2668 code for a protein of 723 amino acids. Gene Ontology annotation, cellular component: membrane. The transcript is spliced from 9 exons. The record is from RefSeq and is a predicted model, not a curated record.
CACAAAAUUAAAUGAAUAUUUGUAGGGAUCAGUAUAAUAGUAUAAGGUAUAAUAAACAAUAAAAUAUGUUUUUUUAUUACCAAAUUUGGAAACAUACGCAUUUUUAUAUGUAAAAGAAAAAAUCGCAAUCCAGAUCCAGAUACUCCACAACGUUCAUCUACAAUUUAAAGUAGAUUACUGAAAGAGUGUAUACUUUGCGCUUUCCGUUUUCCUUCUUUCUUUAUGUUCAGAUUUACGCCGCAUAGCUGAGGUAGUCUUUCACCUUAUAAUGAAUGAAAAUAUGCUUCAAAAGAAUAAGAAAAAAAGAGUGAAUAUUCUCGAUUGCGUUCGUGCAAACGUCGCGGCGCCGGCGCUAGUAUUGAUUUGGUUUACAGCAUGAGUUUGUGUGUGUGACGCUUACCGACUGGAGGUUGAUGCCGUCCUCACCAUCCACAGCUCAAGAUGCCAAACCAUAAAGACAAUAAUAUUUAGGAUUAAGUAAAGCACUCGAACCGAAAUGGCAAACACGGCCCAUUUAGUACGUAGACAAAGCUCCCGCGACUUAAACCCCCAACGCUCGGUAGACCGGCUCGAAUUGAGGGAAAUGCGAGGGCGUCUAGUGGUAGAGAACGGCAGCACAUCCAGCUACGGCACCGCGAACGCAGCCUUCGAAGACUCCAGUCCCAACACCAAGAUCAAGUCCAGCUGCAGCAGCAAACGCGGCUCGCAGGACGGCAAAGCCACCUUUCGGCCUGAAUCUGGCGAGGACGAGCGCGAAUCCUGGGACAGCAAACUGACUUUUCUUCUCGCGACGGUCGGCUACGCCGUGGGGCUCGGCAACGUCUGGAGGUUCCCUUACUUGGCUCAAAAGAACGGGGGCGGUGCUUUCCUCAUCCCUUAUUUCGUUAUGUUGGCGGUUGAAGGAAUCCCAAUCUUUUAUCUGGAGCUGGCUAUCGGCCAGAGGCUGAGAAAAGGAGCUAUCGGCGUCUGGAACCAAGUGUCCCCUUUUCUCUCGGGAAUUGGGAUAAGCAGUGCAGUGGUGUCAUUCAACGUCGCCCUUUAUUACAACACGAUAAUAGCCUGGUGUCUGUUUUAUUUCGUGCAGAGUUUUCAAUCGCAACUGCCAUGGGCGGAGUGCCCUAAGGUGUAUUUCCCUAAUGGCUCCUACACUUCCGAACCGGAAUGUGUGAUCAGCAGCCCUACGCAGUACUUCUGGUACCGCACGACUUUAAUGAUCUCUGAGGACAUUAACAGUCCGGAAGUUUUCAACUGGAAGAUUGCUCUAGCUCUGGUCGUGGCUUGGAUUCUAGUUUACAUGUGUAUGAUUAAAGGAAUUGCCUCUUCAGGGAAGGUCGUUUACGUGACGGCGACCUUUCCUUACAUCGUCCUUAUAAUUUUCUUUUUUCGUGGGAUAACGCUGAAGGGUGCUGGUGAUGGGUUAAGACAUCUGUUUACGCCCUCGUGGCACAAGAUUUUGGAACCGGUGGUUUGGUUGGAGGCUGGCACCCAAAUUUUUUUCUCGUUAGGACUUGCAUUUGGAGGCCUUAUCGCGUUUUCUUCGUAUAAUCCUGUUAAUAAUAAUUGUUAUAGAGACGCCUUGAUGGUGUCUCUAACGAAUUGUUUUACUUCGAUGUUUGCUGGAAUUGUCGUUUUUUCGAUUAUUGGGUUUAAAGCUACGAUGGUUUAUGAGAAGUGCAUGAGCACAAGGAAUAGCACCCUUGCCGCAUUGAUAGGCAACAACGAUUUUGAUGAAAGUAGACUACCUCCGAAAGGAACCGUUUUCAAUAUUUCGAACGACGACGGUUCGAUUAUUAGCGUUGUGAUGCCUUUACUGCCAGAAUGUGACUUAGACAAAGAACUGGACAAUUCAGCUUCUGGUACAGGAUUAGCUUUUAUAAUAUUUACAGAAGCAAUAAACCAAUUUCCCGGAGCCCAAUUCUGGUCUGUUCUUUUCUUCCUUAUGCUUUUUACUUUGGGAAUUGAUUCACAAUUUGGGACGUUGGAAGGAGUUGUCACGUCCAUUGUGGAUUUGAAACUAUUUCCCAACUUACCGAAAGAGAUACUAACGGGAGGAAUUUGUUUAACCUGUUGCCUUAUUUCAAUGGCGUUUGCUCAUGGAGCCGGAAGCUACAUAUUUGUGCUUUUUGAUGGCUACAGCGGAAAUUUUCCGCUACUAAUCAUAGCUUUGUUUGAAUGUAUUGGAGUCGCUUAUGUAUAUGGGUUAAAAAGAUUUGCCGACGACAUUGAAAUGAUGACAGGACAACGUCCGGGCCUUUAUUGGCUAUUAUGUUGGAAAUAUUUAUCGCCUUUGGCAAUGAUGUCAAUUCUUGUGUCCAGUUUUAUCGAGAUUGCUGUUGACGGUUCGAAAUAUGAUGCGUGGGUUGCUUCUAAGGGAGAAACAGAAAAACAUGAUUGGCCUAUUUGGUCUGUUAUUCUUAUUUUGGUUCUAGUUUUUAGUUCUAUUGCCUGGAUUCCAGGUGCAGCUAUUGCUAGAUUAUUUGGAACAGUUAUAAUUGAUGAUAACGAAAAGGCAUGGUUUCCAGCAAACGAUUUGAAAGAAUUUCAUGGUAUUAUGCCUCAUGAAGUGUCAAAAGCUGAAACUCUUUUGUUUUGCAUACACGCGGAUGGAACCGAAGGGCUAUGUUGUCCAACGAAAUAUACAAAUGAUGAUGAAGAAGACAUUGACUAAAUUUAGAAAAAUUAGGAUACAACAAUAUUUAUAACCAUUCCAUAUCAUGUAUUUGUAUACUCAUAUCAUUUUUCCUUGGGAAGCAUACUGGAUUAAAGUUCAGGCGCUGCUCCUAAAAGAGAAAUAUCACGUAGAUUGAUAUUGGUCCGAUUUAUUUUUCAAAUAAAUUUCAUCAAUUUCAGCCGAAAAGAGACAAUAAAUUUUAGAAAGACAAUACUUAACAAAAAUAAGACUAGAUGAUUUUCUAAAAGAAAAUAAACGACGUGUUCACUACGAAACCAUCAUAUUUUUAUUUGUUCGAACUAAAAUGUGAUAUAUUUGCACAAAUAUUUGUUUUUGUCCAAGCAGAUUGACAGACUCGUCUUUGUUAAUAAUUGGCUCUUUGUUUUUUUUUUUAAUCAUUUCUUUUAUCCAUAGUGUUGUUACUAGUGUUGCUACUCUCUAACAUAUCCAUCUAACGACAUAUCCUUCAAUAACAAAUAAUACCUAAAUCAGUAUCAAAAAUUCCACGCCAUUUAGAGUCUGUCCUAAGUCUAGUCAAUUUGAAAUAUACAAUUAAACAAUAAUAGUUGGUAAGAAUAUCGGUGUUUAGCUUAGCAAUUUAAUGUAAUUAGUUAAUUUGUUGCUCUUUGUUGUUAAAUAGUGCAAAUUUGUUUCGAGUGUUGUCCAUUCAAAAACUCUUAAAUUGAACUGUUUUAAAAACUUCAGAUGAAGUGUCUUUGAUUGGAUUCAACCAUCGGGUUAUAAAGUAAUGUAUGACAAUAAUUACACUUAUGACGCGUGAAUAUCUGUGUUACGAAAUAAAAUAUUUUAUUUAUUGCUAUGCCGCUAGUCCUUGUUGAAUACGUAAUCAUGAUGAACUGUAUAAAUGUAUAAAAGUAUGUAAAUACAAAAUCUGUUAAAAUGUGGAAAAUAAAAAUCUCAACUGUAAAUCAAGCAACAAAUUGUGUCUUAUUUCAUAUCACUUCUGACAGCAAGUGUAAAUUUUUGUGACAAUGCCAAGUAUCAAGGAACAAUUGGAAAAGCAACCUCCUUUGAGAGUUCAAACAGACACUGAAAUUCCAAUCGUUACACUGUUAGCAGGUACUGUCGGAAUUACGUUACUUCUUGUUUGUUGCUGUUGUGGCGGUGGUGGAGGCCGAAAUCCAUAAACUUUGUCUUUUCAUUGUGUUAAAAAUGUGGUUAUACGUAAUUGUGUAGUUAUUUAGUUAAUAAAACGUCCAAGAAAAAUGUUU